Molecule: messenger RNA, 1183 nt
Organism: Siniperca chuatsi (mandarin fish)
Lineage: Eukaryota; Metazoa; Chordata; Actinopteri; Centrarchiformes; Sinipercidae
Exons: 9
Coding region: 86-1183 (365 amino acids)
Biological process (GO): T cell activation; positive regulation of ERK1 and ERK2 cascade; interleukin-15-mediated signaling pathway
Cellular component (GO): membrane raft; external side of plasma membrane
Molecular function (GO): protein tyrosine kinase binding; MHC class II protein binding
Source: RefSeq, a predicted model, not a curated record
CUCUACUAAAGCACUACUUUAGAGACUCAGACAGUUGUGAGCACGAGAACAAGAGACAGAAGAAGGAGAGAGACAGAGAAUCACGAUGGCUGAGUUCAAAUGGAUUUCUUUAUUUCUUAUAGCGGCGCUUCAGUUUACAGCAGCAGCUGAAAGACUCUCCUUCACUGUCAGAGUUGGAGAUGAAGUCACUUUGCCUUGUGAAAAUGUGACAGACGGUCAGCGAAAAUGUGACAGUACUACAUGGCUCUUUGUUGGUUCAGGAUACACAGCAGCAGCAGUACAGCUGGUUAGACUUGGGCAGAUUGGUGAAAACGCCAAAGCUAAAUCAGACAGACUGAGUGUUACAGCAAACUGUUCUCUGGUUAUAAAGAAGACCACAGUCGAGGAUGUUGGUUACUACACCUGCAGACAGUUCAGAUCAGGACAACAUCAAGAUGUUCGUGUUCGUCUUUUUCUUAUUAACAUGACUGAACAUAAGGACCCUGAUAAGGUGACGCUCACCUGCUCUGUGUUGACAUCUGGACAGUGUGGACACACAGUGAAGUGGCUGUAUGAGGAUAAAGAUGUGGCUGAAGGUAACAAAGACAUGGAGACAUCACAGACUGACUGCUACGCCUCUGUGUCUUUCCUGGAUUCUCAUUUUAUUUACACAUCGAGGUCUAACUUAUUGAAGUGUGAGGUGACGGAUACUUACUCUGGAAAAGUGCAGCAGUUUCCCUUCAGCUCUCAGUCUGCAGGUGAGAAACCAGGUUGGUGGUGGCUCAUCAUUGUGGCUGUGGGAGUUGCAGCUCUCUUAAUAACCGUUGUGGUUGUCAUCAGAUGGAAGAGAACCAAAGGGAAAAAAACACAGAUGGAUGAAAACACUGGACUGAGCGUAAACACGGCAGUGACUCCAGAAACCAGUCAGGACACGGCUGAUCCUGAAGAUGGUGUUUCCUACGCCUCCAUCAGCUACACCAGGAAGACCAACAGUAAAGCCCGAACAAAAUAUCUCAACAACGACCGGCCAGAGGAGCUCAGUACAUGUUCAAAAACAUCUGAUCUGGGUAAAGAUGAUGAUGAAGAUGAAGCAGUGACCUACACCACCGUGAAAGCUUCCUCUUCUUCUGCUGGUGCCUCAGCUGAUCCCAGCAACCUCUACGCCACCGUCAACAAACCAAACAAAGAAGAGAGCACAGUGUAG